AUGGGGAAAAUUAAGAAGAAGGGCGCCUCUGGUCAGGCCAAGAACUUUAUCACGCGAACCCAGGCCGUGCGCAAACUCCAGAUUUCUCUUCCGGAUUUUCGAAGGCUAUGCAUUUUCAAGGGCAUUUACCCUCGCGAACCCCGCAGCAAGAAGAAAGCUUCCAAGACUUCCACCCCCAAUACCACUUUCUACUACACCAAGGACAUCCAGUACCUCUUGCAUGAGCCAUUGCUGCGAAAAUUUCGCGAACAAAAAGCACUUGCAAAGAAGAUUGCCCGCUCUCUCGGCCGUGGUGAAGUUGGAGAUGCCGCGCGAUUGGAGAAGAACUUUGCUCCCAAGCUCUCGCUAGACCAUGUUAUCAAAGAGCGCUAUCCGACAUUCGUCGAUGCGCUCAGGGAUCUUGACGAUUGCCUUUCGCUACUAUUCCUUUUUGCAAGUCUGCCAUCGACCAGUUCCGUACCACCCAAGACAAUUGCGCGAUGCCAGAGACUGUGCCAUGAGUUCCAGCACUACUUGAUCACUACCAACUCGCUGCGCAAAUCUUUCCUCUCAAUCAAGGGUAUUUACUACCAGGCUACUAUUCAGGGACAGGACAUUCUCUGGCUUGUUCCUUACCGCUUUGUUCAAAAAGUGAAUGGCGAUGUCGAUUACCGUAUUAUGGCAACCUUUGUUGAGUUCUACACAACUCUUCUUGGAUUUGUGAACUUCCGCUUGUUCACUUCUAUCGGCUUGGUUUAUCCGCCACGAUUUGAUGCUGCAAGUGAUGAAAAGGGCGCUGAAUUGACUGCUUUCCGCCUGGAAGGCAAGAACAUUGAACAGGUUAAUGCCAUUGAGCAGCCAGCAACCAAUGGAAAAACGACCAACGGAGAGGUAUCGCAAGAAGUUCAAGAUAAGGUUGAUAGCGUUGUGAAAAAGGCCGGCCUUGACAAGGUUUCUGAAGAGAAGGUUCCUGAAGACCAAACAACGAAUGAAUAUACCAUUGACAAGUUUGAACCUGCCGCCCCUGAAGCCGAUACUCUUGCGCAACCCGAGGCAAAUGCCGACGAAGCCGGAACAUUGUUUUCUUCGUUUACGUUUUUCAUUUCACGAGAGGCACCCAAGGGACCCUUGGAAUUCCUUCUCCGCGCAUUUGGGUGCAAGCGAAUUGCAUGGGACGAGAUCGCCGGAGAGGGUGCAUUUACCCACGACGAGAAGGAUUCACGCAUCACCCACCAAAUAGUUGACCGUCCUCCUCUUCCCGAAUCGGCACUCCCAACCGUCCCAGAGGGAUCGAACGAGGGUCGAGCUGGUGGCCGCAUUCCUGGCAGAACCUAUAUCCAGCCACAGUGGGUUUGGGACUCUAUCAAUGAGGGCAAAUUGCUCCGGGCCGACCUCUAUGCUCCUGGAGCUACUCUUCCGCCACACUUGAGCCCAUGGGUGAAGCAAUCCAGAGGCGAAUAUGAUCCUCGCGCAAGCCUGGCUGCCCAGGAAGAAGAAGGAGAAGCUGAGCGUUCUGCCGAGGAAGACGAAAGCGAAGACGAGAAUGUGGAAGAAGGCAAAAAGAUGGAAGUCGACGGAGAAGAGGAAGAAAAUGAGGACGAGGUAGACGCCCGCGGAAUGGACGUGGAUGGCGAUGAUUCCGAAGAAGCGGAUGACAGCGAAGAGGAAGCAGAAGACGACUUUGGCGGCUUCAACGACGCCGAAAACGCCGUUUCAGAGUCUGAAGACGAAGAAGAAACCCUGCGCACUCAGCAUCAAAAGGAACUCGAAGCCGAAGCCGCUGGUCUGCCAUUCUCCGGCUCAGGAAGCGGUUCGUCUGCUGCCAAGACGUCCUCGAAAACGAAGAAAUACCAGACGCAAAAACGAAAGGAGGAGGAAGAGCUCGAGAGGCAGAAAAUGAUGAUGAGCCGGAAGAAGCGCAAGCUGUUGGACAAGAUGAUGUACUCGAACAAGAAGAAAGACGAAGAGGCGCAAAAGCUGCGCAGCAAGCGCAGAAGACUCGAGAAUGCGGCCAAGUCACAGGAGUAA
Molecule: messenger RNA, 2007 nt
Organism: Talaromyces rugulosus
Lineage: Eukaryota; Fungi; Ascomycota; Eurotiomycetes; Eurotiales; Trichocomaceae
Exons: 3
Coding region: 1-2007 (668 amino acids)
Biological process (GO): maturation of LSU-rRNA from tricistronic rRNA transcript (SSU-rRNA, 5.8S rRNA, LSU-rRNA); ribosome biogenesis
Cellular component (GO): PeBoW complex; nucleolus
Molecular function (GO): RNA binding
Source: RefSeq, a predicted model, not a curated record